AUGGCGCCCCGGCGUUCACGAGCGCCGUCCGGCAGAGUGAUCAUCAGAACUAAGACUAACAUUUUCGAGCGCAAAAUCAAAGUCGUUACCGAACAAAAUGUCAUCGCAAUCAACAAACUUGCAAAUACUGAUGGUUCUGUUACCAGCGACAAACCCUCGCCCGUAGAGCAGUUCCCCAUGCGGGAAUGGAGCUUGAAGGUCUUUCUGCUAGAUGAAGAUGGCAACGAACGCCCUGCCGAUGUCUUCACCAAGGUUGUAUACAACCUUCACCCAACUUUCGAAAACCCGGUCCAGAGCUUCACAAAAGCCCCCUUCACGUGUAAGAACGAGGGCUGGGGCGAGUUCGAGAUCUCUAUUGACUGCUACACCACUGAGAAGACCAAGUUGGCUCCCAUCGUUCACGACCUCAACUUUCAGCGGGAGAGGUACGAGGAAGUGCACACCGUGACCUUCAAGAACCCCUCCCAGAGCUUGCAGGAACGUCUGCGCGAAACCGGUCCUCUUCCUACUGAUGAUGAUCAUCGUCCCAAGAAGAAGGGACUUGCAACCAAGAAGAGUUCUCAGAAAUUCGACUACGAGAAGAUCGCGGAAUCGCUGGAAAAGCUUGAGGAGGAGGAUCUACUACGUGUCAUCCAGAUCAUCAACGAAAACAAGGGACCAGACACAUAUAUUAGAAGUGAUGUCGAAGCCGGAGAGUUCUCAAUCGAUCUUUACACCAUGCCGGAUGGAUUGACAUCAAAGCUUUGGGAUCAUCUUUCCAAGAAGGGUCUUGUGAACUGA
Messenger RNA from Fusarium sp. VM40, 780 nucleotides. The record is from the annotation of a GenBank genome assembly. Lineage: Eukaryota; Fungi; Ascomycota; Sordariomycetes; Hypocreales; Nectriaceae.